Clonostachys rhizophaga is the source of this 2196-nucleotide messenger RNA. NCBI's taxonomy places the organism in Eukaryota, Fungi, Ascomycota, Sordariomycetes, Hypocreales, Bionectriaceae. The record is from the annotation of a GenBank genome assembly.
AUGGACCGCAAUAAUGACGCACUGGUCAGGCGCCAGCGAGCCUCGGUCGCAUGCAACGCCUGCCGGAAGACCAAGUCCAGGUGCGAUGGCAUGAGACCCGUGUGCGAGCGAUGCAGCCGCCUGAGCGCCGAAUGUGUCUACUCGCAGAAUACCCAGGACAAGCGCCUGAACCGCCAGGUAGAGCGCAGGGCAAAUCUCGAGUUGCGCAGCAGAGUCGCCGAACUGGAGUCGCGCCUUGCUGCGACCGCGUCGCAUCCCGAUGACGCUGAGCAUUCUGGCAGCGUUGACGCCCGCAUCUCUUACCUGGGCACUUCUCCAGGAUUAGAAGCCGAGAGAAAUCACCCCAGCCAGAAAACAGCAUCCGCGGCUGGACGAUCAGAGCCAGAAUCGGUCAUUGAUGUCCUGGCCGCCGGCGUCUUUGACCACCCCUCUGCACAGAGCAGCAUCUGCUAUUUUGGUACAAGUUCCAAUCACUCUUUCUUCUGGUCUCUCAUAGCCACAAUUGCCAACCUGGGGCACCGCAAGAUUCGCCUAUUCCAGGAGCCUCUGCGGCAAAUUAGAGCAAAUGAAGGGCCCCUACAGCUACCUAGGCCACAGCCAUCCUGCAUCGGAGAGUAUUAUGGAAGAUACUCUUCCAUACCGGGCUCGAUGCCCGAGCAUGAUACUGCCAUCAGUUGGAUUGCUCGCUUCUUCGAUACCGUGGGCGCUGUCUUGCCCUACAUUAGCGAAUCCGCAGUUACCGACAGUCUCGAGAGAGUUGAAUCGAGCGCAGAUGAUGUGCCAGCACCUCGCUCGGUGCAAGCCCUGCUUUACAUUGUGUUUGCUCAUUCAUUGUCAGUCACUAAUACACAGAUGGCGGAACCGUUUUAUUUACGGACUCUGAGCGCCUUGGACCCCAGGACGCUUUAUACCCCCAGCAUCGAGCUCCUCCAAGCGCUUUUGUUGGUUUCUAGCUUCCAGCAGAAUAGCCAGAGGUCAACGGAGAGUUUGACGACGCAUGCCUUGGCGGUUAAAUCGGCAUACCACCUUGGAGUCCAUGCACCAUCCUCAUACGGCCACUUGACACCUGCCCAGAAAGAAGUACGCUCGAGGUUAUGGUUUGCGGUCAUUAAUCAGGACAGAAUGCUGAGUUCUGCCUUGGGACAGCCGUGUCUGAUACCUGCGCAGCACAUCAGGAUGGAAAUUCUAGAUCUAAUCGAUUCGUCCAAUCAGCAGAGAACACUUGAGAUGCAAUACCCCAAGGAAGAGCUGGAAUAUUUCCGCAAUCUUGUAGCGCUCCAUGAAAUUAUGGGUACUGCUCUUGACUCACUCUGCGGUUCGAAUAUCGAUCCUUCAUUUCGACUAGAGAUGCCGGACUUGCUCGGAAAGACCCUGGAGCUAUCUUUGCGGCUGGAAAGCUGGCUCAAUGAGCAACCCCCUUCAACGAUCAUCACUUCGGAGACCAAUGUCACAAGCUGGACGCCCACAGAGUUUGAAGCGAAAACACAGGGCAUCUUAUUAUCUAUAUACUACUAUCGAACUAUGCUGUUAGUUCACGGACCUCUUCUCAUGACGUCGCUUGAGAAGAGUACCCACAGCAAGAAAGGUGGUGUUCCUGCGGGAGUCCACCAAAACACCAUCAGCGGUUUACUCCAGAACGACUUGAGAGCUGUACAGGAUUUCGGGUUGCUGAUCAGCGGUAUCAUGGUCCAGUGUCCAUCAUUCUUCAAGAAGAAUACGGCGUGGUGGACCUGUAACUACGGCGCUCUUACUAUCUCCCUCCACAUGUUCGCGUUUUGGCUAGCCUCUGGAAACACUGUCAUCAAUUACUUGGCUCUUGGGCACGAUAGCUCUGAUCUGGAGAUGAAACUGCGGAGCUGCCUUGAUCGAUUGAGGGUAAUUGGUGCCUCAAGCGCUAUGAGCGUGAAAGCCCAUCGGUGCCUCCAGCGUCAUCUAGAUGUGCUGUCAAACAAAGGCUCCCAAUCUACACAGCAAGGACCUUAUGAAACAACAAGAGUUCAUCUUUCGUCUAUACCGGGCGUUCGGGACCACCUGGCACCCGCUGCAAGAGAAUAUCAAUUUGAGACUGGAGCUGGGUACUCUGGGGACGGUAUUGCCGAGUUUUUGCAAGGACAGCAUGUGGCUAGUAUGGCGGACCUGGACCUUUUUGGGCUGGAGUUGGGAGUUUCGGAUUUUGACGCCGCGGGCCUAAUAUGA